Messenger RNA from Psylliodes chrysocephalus, 1626 nucleotides. The record is from the annotation of a GenBank genome assembly. NCBI's taxonomy places the organism in Eukaryota, Metazoa, Arthropoda, Insecta, Coleoptera, Chrysomelidae.
UAAAUACGGGCCCAAAAGUUGACUGGGCAAAUUAUCCUGUAGGACAUAGCUCAAUAGAGGAAGAAGAAGAACCCUCUUAACUUUGUUUAUAUUAUCAGUUUUGCAGGUUAUAUUUAUAAUUUAGGUGCAAUAUGUGCUGUGGGCUGUGGGUAAAUAAAUAAAAAAUGUAGGUAAUGUGAAGUGCUGAAUUAUGUAAAAUACUGAUAACAAUAAAUAUGAAAACAAAUUAACAGGAAAUAACUGUCAAGUAUUAUCAACGUAAUCUAUUUUACCACGUAUUAGGUAUUAUUCCUUUUCUUUGACGAUUUGAUAAAAUAGGUACUACUUAUUGAACGUUUUGAUAAAACUUCUGGAAAAUGUCUGCAACUGGGAAAACGAAUGUGGCUCUCAUCACGGGUAUAACAGGACAGGAUGGUUCAUAUUUGGCAGAGUUUUUACUAAGUAAAGGAUAUGAAGUCCAUGGAAUAAUUCGCAGAGCUAGUAGUUUUAACACAGGAAGAAUAAACCACCUUUAUUCUGAUCCCUGUGCACACCAAGGUGGGAAAUUGUUGUUACAUUAUGGAGAUAUGACUGAUUCUAGCUCACUAGUGAAAAUUAUAGCCAAAAUAAAACCUACAGAAGUUUACAACUUAGCAGCUCAAAGUCAUGUUAAGAUUUCUUUUGAUUUGAGUGAAUAUACAGCAGAAGUAGACGCUGUUGGAACUCUACGACUUUUAGAUGCCAUUAGAACAUGUGGAAUGGAAAAAUUUACUAAAUUUUAUCAAGCUUCAACUUCUGAGUUAUAUGGAAAAGUGGCUGAAGUUCCACAGACUGAAAAGACACCUUUUUAUCCUAGGUCUCCAUAUGCUGCUGCCAAAUUGUACGCCUAUUGGAUAGUUGUAAACUAUCGAGAAGCAUAUGAUAUGUUUGCCUGCAAUGGCAUUUUAUUUAAUCAUGAAAGUCCCAGAAGAGGGGAGAACUUUGUUACCAGAAAAAUUACAAGAGAAGUUUCAAAAAUCCAUUUGGGCAUUUCGGAAUAUUUAGAAUUGGGAAAUUUAGACUCAAAGAGAGAUUGGGGCCAUGCCAAGGAUUAUGUAGAGGCCAUGUGGCUGAUGCUUCAACAAGAUAAACCUGAAGACUUUGUAAUUGCUUCUGGAGAAACGCACAGUGUCAGAGAAUUUGUAGAGGCAUCUUUUAAACAUGUAGGAAAAGAAAUUGUUUGGGAAGGAAAAGGUGUUGACGAAGUUGGCAAAGAAAAGGACACUGGAAAAAUUAGAGUGAAAGUAAAUCAAAAAUAUUUCCGACCUACAGAAGUUGAUCUUUUGCUAGGUGAUGCUUCUAAAGCUAAAACUGCAUUCAAUUGGUCACCCAAAGUAGCUUUCCCGGAACUAGUCAAAGAUAUGAUGGAUUCAGAUAUUGCACUGAUGAAGAAAAAUCCUUUAGCUUAAUUUACACUUAUAAAUAGAGAAUCAACCAGAAGGGCAUUUUUUACAUUCCCAUAUACAGGGUGGGGCAUAAUGAAGGGGCGUUUUUAGAUCGGCUAGUAAACGCGAACGGUUGGGGGUAGAGAGCCGCGCUUGACAUCGUUGGAUUCAGGAAAGCUUACCGUUUGUUAUUAACAAUGGUUAUCUGGACAAGAGAGCAUCG